UCCAGUCCCCAUGUGGUGAGCUUACUGGCCCCUGAAUGAGUAUGGAAAUGAAGAUUACAGAAAGUCUUAGUGAAUAGUGCCUGGGUCGUUUGAAAAUCUCCACUGGGUUUGUGGUGUGUGAGCUGCGGUGCAGGGGAAAAAAGAGGGUGGCAAAGUUAAGGUAUUAGCAGUUAAGGGUUAGGAAAUUGAUCCUGAGAGGUCACAUAGGGAACACUGACGUGAAUACAAUGAAAAGAGAUCGCUCACUCACAACCUCCGUCAGUCAAGGAAAAAAGAGGGAGAACACAUAUCUGCAGUGCAUGAGAAACUGAAAUUCAAAACGGAAAUAUUGGAUUCCUUUGUGAGGAUCUUCACAGUGCCCAUCUGACACAGUAUAUGGAUAUAAUUAUGAUAUGCAACCGAGAUGUGGGAGGAUUCUGUUUUUUUUUAAAUCUGCAAAAAUGGAUGAUGAUGUGAAUAUCCUCUCAUAACAAUAGGAAACAGAAUUCUUUAGAAAAAAGUGAGGACAAGCAAGGAAUCAUUAAGCUCAGAAUGAACAUUUCCUCAGGUCAAAUUCUACAAUUAUUUUAUAACACAAAGCUCUUCUGAGGCAUACUUAAUCUCUUGAGGUAUGGAUUAACAAAGUAAUUCAGAGGAACCAUCAAGAAAAUACAAGAGCAUUAAUAUUUCAUCCAAAUUUAUGAUUGGCCAAUUUAGAUGCUCAGUUAUGAAGGAAAUUUCAAUAAUCUUUAAUAUUUAAUGAAAACUCCUCAAUCUGCAUGCGAACAAAGUCCCUGAUACAAGAACCUUGCCAAAAAAUUCAAUGCAACGGAAGAUGAUGUUCAAAGUAAGGAGGAAACACCGAAUUAUCAAGAGGCCUAUGAUGACGGAAUCCAUCCCGGAGGAGUCUCCCACAAGGGAGAAUGGAGGGGACAACACUGAUGGGACAAACCAAGAUGCCGAUGAAGACGUCUCACUUAACGACCUCUUUUUGGCUGUCAAGACAGACAUGCUGAGAAACAUCCGUGAUGAGCUAGCCCUGCGUCUUGAAAUCCGUUCAAUCAAAGAACAAUUCUUAGAACUUUUGAAAGAGUGUGAGAAAAGCACAGAAUUCCAGAAAAUGGCCAACAUGAAUACUGAUUCAAACUCCAAAAAGCCCCUGGAAAGAAUCAAAGAAUCUCGUGAAGAGUGUGGAAGUGACAGUGAACUUGAAGCACGUGCCUGGAGGAACACACUGAGACUUCAGAGAGACAUGAAUUCCAAUUACAAACAUCCUCGGGAAAAACUGAGAGUCUAUACCAAAGAUUCACCUAGGCCGAGACCUAGAGUGAGAAAUACAUCUGCCAAAUCAGACUCCGAUUUAAUUGGCCACGAAAGCUCAGGUACCGAACAAAAAGAGAACUACCAGCCAGGAAUGAAAUAUUAUGACUCUGACUCGGAGAUGGAUAUUGACAAUGAUUUUGAGCCUGGUUUAGAGUGUUAUGACCUGGACAAGGAAUAUUACCCUGUGAAUAAAAAACAUUCAAAGCAUCAUCGCAAACACGUCUCUGGUAGACAGCGUUCUCAUUCCCACUCUGCAGACACUGUGAAUGACAAUAUGGCAGAUUCCCAUAAUGACUUUCAAUCACAGGGAUCAGGACAUUUAGUGGUAUUAGAUGCCAAACCUGAAAGACCACCCAAACCUAAACUACUUCCAUAUGGAUCUGGAAGCAAGGAUGAAACACUUGUGGCUAACCAUGAACUCAAUAACUUAUCACAAGAUGAGGUUUUCAGUGCAGAAAAGCCACCACCACGCCCUCCAAAAUCAACUUCCUGCACCCCUCCCCCAAGGCCCCCCAAACUUUCUUCAUCUUCCUCUUCUUCCCCUCCUCCCCGUCCACCCAGGAACCCAGUUGCAGCCAAACCCAUUCCGCCCCAGCCACCUAGACCCCCCAAGCCUUCUCAUCUCAAAGCAUGCUUGAAAGAUAGCACCUCAGUGCAGUACAGAGAUGUACCCCCACCACCACAUUCUGUCGACUCCACAAACCAAAGCAAAGUUGGGAGGUCUCCAGAUCAGCGUAAAUCUUCCAUUACCGAUGGUAUCUCUGAAGCCAUGGAUAAUAUACUGGAUAGCAUCCAUGCCCAUAAGCCGCCACUGCUGCGCAAAUCCUCGUCUGAGAGCACAAACACUCACAGUACAGGUAGACUGAGUUUUCAUGAGAACACUUUUGUCCCUGAUACAGCCUACCAUACAAAUCACUCCGGGCAUUUGCCAUCAGAUGGAGUUGUUAAUCAAGACAUUCCUCCUCCACUGCCACCAAGAAGGUUCCCUGUUCAGAUCUCAGAUACCAGCACUCCCCCUAAAAGGCCUCCCAAACAUAUAAUUUAUAACAACGAGAAAGCACCACUAGCAUCCCCUGGGAGCUAUAGACUUAACAAUGGACAGAUACACCCUGAUGCAGCUGAUGAUUCUCUGUCCGAAAUAUCAUCAAUUGAUGAUGGUGGCAACAACUGGGCACGGAAUGCCGACUCAGAUGACACAUACAGUGACAAUUCCAGGUUGUUUGACCAGGUUGAAAAGCAACUUAUUCAUCCAAACAGACGCAACCACAUCAACAGGAGGAGUGGUUUCUUGAAGGAAAUUCAUCCCAAGCACUACCGCUGCCCAGAUCACGCCCUUCAUGUUGCUCUGGGAGAACCCUGCUCCUACUACCUUCAAGACAGGAUGUCUCUUAUAGGUAGUGGAGAAUGGUAUGAGCAUGGGAGCUCUGAUCUUUCUGACUCUGAGGGUUCCAAUGGCUCAGAUGCGUCGUCAGAAGGUUCAGAUAUUUCAGACACAACCUCGGUGACAAGAACUAUUGACAGUGACUUUAGACGUGGAAUAAGCCGCACCUCCUUCCAAUCAGGAUCAACAAUCCAAGGAGGCUCCACCCUCCCAUCAACAACUGACCAAUCAGAUAUUGACAAUGACUAUCAAUCAGGGACUCUGACUGAUGGGCAUGGAACCAACCCUGGGGAUCUAUCUGACUGUGGAAGUGUAUCAUCCAUGGAUGCUACAAGGGAUUCUCUCCCAGACACAAGCCUGUUGUCGUCCCCUUCCUCGCGAUCUUCAUACAACGAGUUUCAGGAUAUAGCAGAUAAACUUUCUUCGCCUACAUCCAUCUUAGACAGUGGGAUGUUGCUGGCACCCCCUCCCUCUGCAGGCACAGCAAGCCCCUUCAGUGUUGACAGCUCUGGGCUGCCUGUCCCAGUUAAUUCUCCAAUAAUGACGGACUCUGGUGGAUCACGUUACAGCUACUCCAGUUACUCGGCUAUGACGGAUUCCACGGGUUCCAGACUCAGUUAUGCCUCCAGACUUAGUUUCAGUGGUUCCAGGCUCAGCUACUCUAAUAUCACAGACUCUACGGGGUCCAGACUCAGCUACGCAUCCAGGUUUAGCUACGUGACAACUGAUUCGAGUGGAUCACGCCUAAGUUACGCCAUGGCCAGUACUGACGAGUACUCAGACUUCCCGCCUUGGGACCAAUACCAGAUGCCAAAGAGAUUCAAACAGUUUCAAAUUCAUCAAAUGUCAUACAGUGCUGAAAACCUCAAAUACCUUGGACAACAGCCAAACGGGACAAAUGGGUUCCGCCAGCCGUUAAUUCAAGGAAAUGAUGGGGAUUCUGGGAUUACCAGCCCAGAGGACUCCUCCUCGAUACCAAAUGGUAGAGCCUCUUCCGUGAAGGAUGUCAGAGAAGUGGCUUACCGAGAUAUUGCAAAGCCAUCUGCUAGCAUUACUAAUGUGGCUAGAAAUGCUGCAAAUGACCAAUCGUUGUUGAGAGAGAAGAAAAAAUCCCUCAGAAAGAAAUUCAAGCAUUUCACAAACACUUUUUACAAGAAGUCUUCCCACGAUAUGGAAAUCAAAACUCUAGGUACUGUUUGAAUGAAGCAUAUUUAGAACACAGAAAUGUCAAGUGGUUUUGUGAAGACAGUGAAAAAAUAUAAUAUUUUUUUUAUAAAAGCUAUCAUUAAACUCCCUAAAAAGAAAGAUAUUGCAGAAAAUCUUUUCAGGAGGGUUUGAUCAGAGACAUAGGAUGGCUUGUUAAAAGUUAAUCAUAACACGGUAAACAUUUCACAAAUACCUUAGUAAAAACUGAUAGGAUAUAAUUCUACAUUAGCCACAUGACUCAAUAGCUUAUUAAAAGUUGAGCAAGUUAUACCUUGUAGUAAUGGAAGGACCUGUUGGAUAUAAAUCAACAGCAUAUUUGUACCCAAAAAAGUAACACAAUAUUUACCUAUCAAUAGGUGCUGACAUAAAAACAUUCAUACAGGGAUCCAAACAUUCCAAAAUAAUCUAUAAAGUAUAGUGCCGAAACAAAAACAGCCCUAAACUCUUUUAUGUCAAUGUUCAGUUGAGAUUGAGUUUUUUGUUUGUUGCAAUAUUAUGCCACUUGAUUGAAGAAUCUCACAGUAAAGUAAAUAAAUGCUGAUUUGUAGUAAUAUACAUGUGUAAAUUCUCAGUCCAAGACUCGUGCUUGCCAUUUUAUAAAUGAGCAAUAGCUAGAUCAUUAGACUGCAGGGAUGGUAUCAUUUUACUCUUCAAUGUAAUAUAUCUCUUUUCUGCCAAUCAAGCUGUGUUGUGUACAAUAAA
Molecule: messenger RNA, 4591 nt
Organism: Lingula anatina
Lineage: Eukaryota; Metazoa; Brachiopoda; Lingulata; Lingulida; Lingulidae
Source: RefSeq, a predicted model, not a curated record